CAGCUUCAGGAUCUUUCUGACCUUGAAGAAAGGGAAAACGAAGAUAUUGUGGCACCACUUCAGAAGCAAAGUGUGAAGUUCUGUGCUUUAGAGGUGGUAUUGUCAUCUUUUGAUUGCAAGAGCCCUGGAGUUGGCAUAGCCGAGACUUUGGAUAAACUGGAAGGUCUCUGUGGGGACUGGAAUAAGGCGUGGCUGCUGGGAGCUCCGAUCCUAACGCAGAUUCUGCACCCCGUCCUGCUGAUCCCCGACCCAUCCGUCCCCAAGCCCUGGAUUUCUCCUUCCCGUGCUCCUGCACUUGAAUCCCCUCAUGCCCUUCAACCCCGGGCCAAGUCCGGGUUUUUUGAUCAACGGCUCAUCUCGAGUGUUGGCCGGAUGUUGUUCCCGCUGCAGAAGUUUAAAGGUUUCAUUCCCAUCCGGGAUGAAUACUCAGUUGGAACUUCCAGAAAAUCUAAGAAACCUCAUCAUCGACCACAACAGAUGCAGGAUGAGGACUUAGAUUCCAGUAUGGAUAUCUUUUAUCCCGAGGGGAAUGAACCCUUGGAUGUACUGGGAGAUUCAGAGCAACAUCCACAGAUCCCUCACAAGACUGAAUCCUUUUCACCCCAGUCCCAGCAUCCAGAACCCUCUGAAGAGCUAGAACAGCUUCCCUUUAAGGCCCUGGAAGCUGAAGUUUCAGCAAGCACACAACAGACCCCAGCUGCACUUCCAGGAUUUCCCGAGGAAUCGAAACCUUUAGUUCCAGACUCAGAUUUGCUGUCCAGUACCCCUGAAGAGGGUGAUACUGCUUCAGUCCUGCCAGAAAUCCUAGUUCAGCCUACAUUGGGUCCUGAGGAAAGGGGGUCUUCAGUACCUCAGGAGAUGGAAGCUCAGUCUUCAGAGUCAGGUCUGAAAGCGCAGUCUUUACUGCAUCAUCAGCCAAAUGAACUGUCUCCAGUCCAGAAAGAAGCCCAUCUUUCAAAUAUAUCUACUGUCAUCAUCAAACCUGCCUAUCUGCAGAUUACCGAAACUCCAAGAGUCAACAAGCAGGAUGAAAUUUCAACCCAGCCAGAAACCCUAAGUCUAAGUCACACAGGAGAGACCCGUGAAGAGAAUGAACACUCUCUAGCUCAAGAGGUGGCCCAGUCUCAGCCUCUAGAGAGCCCUAAGGGUGACUCUGCCAUACAGCAGGAGGCAGUGGCUCAAGCUCCAGAGAUCCUUGAGGUGACUGAAUCUUCAAUCCAGCAGGAAUCCCUAGCUCAGCCUCCUGAAUCUUCUAUGGAGUUGGAAGGUCAACCAUUUCUUCAUCCUGCGGAAAAUCUUCCAACUCCAAAUCAGAAUGGAACUUCACACUUAAACUUGCCCCGUGUCACUGCUCAGCAUUUGAGUGUGACAUUUUCCAUUUUUUCAGAGGUUGGUGAUGAGGUUGAAUCUUCUCCAGUGCCACAGGAGGCCCUGGAUCAACCGUCUGAGCCAUCUGAGGAAUCUGUCACUAAUCCACCUCUGCAUCCCGAAGAGUUUAUUACAUCUCCACGUCACAAUGAAUCCCCAAGCUUAAAUUUGACAUAUGUCAGUGCUAAACCUAUUGGUGUGACAUUUUCCAUAUCUACAGAGAUCAGUAAUGAGGAUGAACCUUCAGUCCAGCAGGAGAUGCAGGCUCAAUCUCCUGAGCCAUCUGAGGAAUCCGUCACUCACCCUUUCCCGCAUUCUGAAGAAAAUAUUCCAUCUCCAAGUCACAGUAAAGCUCCACACAUCAACUUGCCCAGUGUCACUUCUAAUCCUAAGGGUGUGACUAUUUCUGAAAGUACAGAGGUCAUAAAUGAGGUCAAACCUUCAGUUCAGCAGGAGGCCCAGGCUCAACCUCCAUCCCAAGAGGUCCAGGCUUCAUUUCCAGGCCUCUCUGAGAACAUGGAAUUAUCUGGCUGGCAGAUUGUAUCAUCAACCAUUUCUGAAACACAGAAGUUCCAGAGUGAGAUGGUAGCUCUACAUUUGGGUCAGACUCUAACUCAGCUUUCGCCAGACAAGGAACCUGCUGAGAAAAUGGAAAUUUCUUCACCUGUGCAGGAGACCCUCACUCAGCUUUCAGAGUUACCAACAGAUAUCGUUUUGGCUCAGGCUUCAGAGCAUUUGGAAGGACCACUUUCAGCAUCAACUCGGCAUCCAUCAUCAGUCCGGGUCACGACUCUCACGGCAGAACCAAGUAGGGAGAGCAAAGCUUCUACGACCCUGAAGAAGACUAGCGCUCCCACAGAGCACACUGUGACAAAACCAACAGGGAAUGUGCGGACUCAUUCAAUCGCCACUAAGAUUUCAGCUCUACCCAGUCUGGGGGUUUUGAAGACAGUACCUUCUCCAACCACACAGAAGACCACAGGUCAGACUUCUCAUCAAAAUCAACCUUCUACACACCAAUAUAUAACUGUAACUCCGGAACGCACUGUGAAGACUAAACCCUCGACAACCCUGACAAGUACCAGUGCUACAGAACACUCAGAUGUGACACCUAUCACACCAUCUCUGAGUCCUCAUUCAAACCUGAGUGAAGUCACGUAUCCACCUAUAAACAAGGACGUUCCUGUCACUGAAGACAGUUCAGUUACAGCUCCAACCAUGCAAGAGACUGGAGUUCCGUCUUCAAAGGCCCCAAAGAAAGCUGAGGUAACAGUUUCAACAAGUACCACUCUGACAACCCCCACAGAGGGAUUGCUGUCAGAACAGCGUCAGCAUCAACACACAGAUCUGAGUGAACAGACAUCUGUAACUUUGGACGAAACGCCACAGCCAGAAACAUCAAGGACAGCUUCCCUGAGUCACUCUUCAGCCCUAUCUUCUGGACGAUCUACUUCCGAAAAGGCACAUGUAGAUUUCCCUGAGCAACUGCAACAGAAUGAACACAUGACCUUCAACAUAUGUGAGCUUUGUACCUGCACAGAGGAUACCCUCUCCUGCACCGGUCUCAGUCCAGAGAAGAGACUCCGUAGAGUGCCUGUGCCAGGGCCCAACAUCAACAGGACCUUCACUAUACUGAAUUUCCAAGGAAACUCUAUUUCUUCCAUUGAUGGAAAUACAUGGAAGGCAUACCCUUGGGUUGAGAAACUGUGA
Molecule: messenger RNA, 3078 nt
Organism: Sorex araneus (European shrew)
Lineage: Eukaryota; Metazoa; Chordata; Mammalia; Eulipotyphla; Soricidae
Product: leucine-rich repeat-containing protein 37A3-like
Exons: 4
Coding region: 373-3078 (901 amino acids)
Source: RefSeq, a predicted model, not a curated record